AUGAAAAACAAGCAUUGUAGUAAAAAUUUGAAUGAAAUGAAAAUGAAAAGCAUUUAUUUUGUUGCUGGUCUCCUUUUAAUGAUAGUUCAAGGCAGCUGGCAAAAUCCUCUUCAGGAUACAGAGGAGAAAUCAAGAUCAUUCAAAGCUUCCCAUUCUGAACCAAUAGAGGAAUCUAGACCGCUGAAUGAAGUGAAACGUCAUUCACAAGGCACAUUCACCAGUGAUUACACCAAGUACCUGGACACCCGAAGAGCUCAGGACUUUGUGCAGUGGUUAAUGAGCACUAAAAGAAAUGGCCAGCAAGCACAGGAGGACAAAGAAAAUGACAAAGUCCCUGACCAGCUCUCAAGCAAUGCAAUCUCCAAGCGUCAUGCUGAAUUUGAGAGACAUGCUGAAGGCACCUACACCAGUGACAUCACCUCUUAUUUGGAAGGUCAAGCUGCCAAAGAGUUCAUUGCUUGGUUAGUGAAUGGACGAGGAAGAAGAGAUUUCCCAGAAAAAGCUCUUGUGGCUGAAGAAAUGGGUCGAAGACAUGCAGAUGGCACUUUCACGAGUGAUAUCAACAAAGUCCUUGAUGACAUGGCAGCCAAAGAGUUCCUAAAAUGGCUAAUUAACACAAAAGUUACCCAAAGAGACCUUUUGGAAGAAUACCAGUAA
Messenger RNA from Cinclus cinclus, 657 nucleotides. RefSeq names its product glucagon (gene GCG). Gene Ontology annotation, cellular component: extracellular region. The transcript has 7 exons. Gene Ontology annotation, molecular function: hormone activity; glucagon receptor binding. Bases 1 to 657 code for a protein of 218 amino acids. NCBI's taxonomy places the organism in Eukaryota, Metazoa, Chordata, Aves, Passeriformes, Cinclidae. The record is from RefSeq and is a predicted model, not a curated record. Gene Ontology annotation, biological process: positive regulation of insulin secretion involved in cellular response to glucose stimulus; negative regulation of apoptotic process; adenylate cyclase-modulating G protein-coupled receptor signaling pathway.